UUUGGUAUCAUUUUCAUGGAAAAAAUUUCAAUAAUUCAAUUUAAAAUACUCCCAAAAUUAUAAAGUCCAAAAUAAUAAAAUUUUAUUUUUCCUACAUUGAUGAUUCAUCGGUAGCACGAGUUAUCACCGAGUUAUCAUGACUCGAGAUAAUCCGGCCGCUCGCUCGGUGACUGCAAUUCGUCGAAAGAGGAAAUCGAAAGAGGAAAUAGAUAGGAAAAUUAAAAAUCUAUUAAGCCAUUUUUCAAGAGAAGUGAAAAAAGAAGAAAAAAGUUUGAAGCCUGGUGCUGGCACCGAUGAAGUGUACAAGUCGAAGUGGUUUGCCUUCAAAAAUAUGCAGUUUUUGAAGGACAAAAAUCGACCACGGAAAACUGUUAAUACAGAAGAUAGGGUUAACAAUAGUUCAGAGGAGAAAAUUUGCAAUGAUGUUUUUCAAGAAGAAUGCAGCACUUCUGCAGUUUCCAUUGUGGAAGAGCAGUCUGUAGAGAAAACACCUGAAAACGCAACACAUGCUCUAUCUACAAAUAAAAUAUCAACCAGGAAAAAGAAAGUUGACAACGAGGUGAAGGAAGCGUACAAUAUAAUGAAGGAAAUGUAUGGAAAUAGAAGUCCGAGGGAUGAGUACACCCUACUUGGAGAACAAAUCGCCAUCAAAGUUAGGCAAUUACCCAGUGCCCAUGCACGAAUAAUGGUCCAGCAUAUCAUUAAUACCACAUUAUUCGAGGCACAACUGGGAAAAUAUGACAAUCCACCCAUUCAAUCACACGCAUCCACUUCUCAUUCUCAAUCGAUUACACCAACCACGCCAUUCUCUUCUUUUGCAUGUGAUUCACAACUACCAACACCCAUACCCAUAGAAACAUGUACUCUUUCACCAAACAAUGAUGUAAAUACUGUAAAUACUGUUAAUACUAUCUUACACUUGUAA
Osmia lignaria (orchard mason bee) is the source of this 925-nucleotide messenger RNA. NCBI's taxonomy places the organism in Eukaryota, Metazoa, Arthropoda, Insecta, Hymenoptera, Megachilidae. The record is from RefSeq and is a predicted model, not a curated record.